Molecule: messenger RNA, 149 nt
Organism: Racocetra fulgida
Lineage: Eukaryota; Fungi; Glomeromycota; Glomeromycetes; Diversisporales; Gigasporaceae
Source: the annotation of a GenBank genome assembly
AAAAUUUAUUCGGUCAAUCAGCAUUUACAUCCGAAUGGGAUGAAAAUUUUGAUAAACUAGUAAAACAAUUAUUAUAUAAACACAAUAAAAAUUUUGGAAUUGAAGAAAUUAAUGCUGAAAUACUUACAGUUGUUGAGUCAGGAUGUCGA